Messenger RNA from Acytostelium subglobosum LB1, 3303 nucleotides. RefSeq lists its product as hypothetical. Bases 1 to 3303 code for a protein of 1100 amino acids. NCBI's taxonomy places the organism in Eukaryota, Evosea, Eumycetozoa, Acytosteliales, Acytosteliaceae. The transcript is spliced from 4 exons. The record is from RefSeq and is a predicted model, not a curated record.
AUGUCGGCUGAUAUCCCAACCCUGACAGUGACCUUCACAAUGGAGGGCAAUGUUUCACGUGUAGAUUGGAUUACUAUGAUAAAAUCCUUCCCAAUGACUGAUCUGAACGUGAUCACUAGGAACGGCAAUGUCACCAUCUUCCAAGUGUGCGGACCCAUUAUCUUGUUGGAUGACACAUCCAAGUGCGGAGCCGAGACAGGUGGACCAAAUCCUGCCGUUUGUCCUCUUACUAUCGGUUACGUACAUGGCAAUGGAACAUCUAUGAUCAUUCAGCCAACAUUUACCAACAUGACCGUUUUAUUUGAUAUCACACCUCCAUCACUUACCAACAUCACGUUGGCAAACACAGACAACAUGCUUUACCUCAAGUUGGGUGCCAAUGAUACAGAAUCCGGUAUUGGUUCAGCAUUGGUCCAGGUGUCACCAGUCGGUGGCGGAAGAAUCGUCUCUAUCAAUUUCCCAUCUUCCAGUCUGGCUGCAGACGGUUACUAUUAUGCCACAUUCAGCCCAGGUGAGAACUUGGUCGUUGGUGUCAAUUGGAGGGUGGCUCGAGUCUUCUUGUUUGACAAUGCUGCAAACAAAUGGUAUACCGACAACCAGACCUUCAUCACUUCAGAGUUGGGAUUGCAGCCCUUCCAAUUUAACAAUGGCGUGAAAUUCAACUAUAAUAUUGGAUCGGUUGACUCUGCCAAUGUUUCAACAGAUUUGUUUGAGGACUGCACCGUUGUUCAGCCCUUGACUUUCAAUCUCACCCUUAAGGACUUUGGACAAGACAGCAUGAUCAAGACUUUGACCGCCUCCUUCUCCGAAGGGUUCACAGCCAACUGCCAGUACUACUUGUGGUCGUGGACCUUUGCCACUAUCUAUUGUUCCAUCCCACCCUUCAAUGUAAAUGGAACUCAUUCAAUCAACAUCCAAUACUCCAACUUCAAAGGCAACUCUGGUUCUCAGACACUGACACAGACAAUCACUUAUAUAAAUAACAACUUUGAUCCCAUCUCUAACUUGACACAUUCGUUCAAUGUUGAGAAGAUCGACAACUCGGAAGACUUUUACUUGACCUGGAACAUUACAUUCUCCCAGACCAACUCCUACUUUAGGGUGCUUACAAUCAAUGGAUUGUACGACCCAGGAGUGUUCUCCCAGAAUCACCUGGUCGACGGUGGUUUGCAUCAGGGCACAUUGUCCAAACGCAUCUUCAUCCUUGCAAACAAGUACAACUUGACCGAGUUUUCUGGCACAGUGGAGACCACAAAUGGCAUUUCAUCAACAUUCACUGGCAACGGCCCAAUGACCACCUUAAGACCAAACGCGGCCAACAAUUUAAUCAUUCCUUCCAAGGUUACUCUUUCCAACUACAAUGUCAACUUGUCUUCAACGGCCAACACUGUCGCCAUGGAUGUAACCCUCAACACGGUGCGUCCCUUGGCCAACUUCAACCUGGAGUCCAGAGGAGCAGCUCGCUUUAACAUGCUCUCCUAUCAGUACUAUCCUGGAAAGAGAGGAUUCGUCGAUGGAACUCAAAACGUAGGCCACUACUUCUCAGUCCUCAAGAACGGUGGUUAUUCAGGCAUCAAGAAUGGCGGUUCAUAUUUCUCAACCUAUGGCAGCAUGUACUCAGAGUCAUACACCUACAAGGAUAUCUACCUAACCAAGUGCCUCACUUUCACCGGGUACCCUAGCGAGUACAAGCCCAUUAUCACUGCGCUAACUGUGUCACCAUCCAAUGCCAUCGAUGUCACUGCCUCAAGCCAACUUGUAAAGCUCAUGAUCACCGUUGCCAAUCCUACAGUACCUGCCAAUAGUUUCUCGGUCAGUUUGAAUGGUGGUCCCCAAGGUACUCCUGUCUUCAACUGCAUCAACAUCUCUACGAUUGUCACCUCCACAUCCUACGAAUGUUCAGUUACGUUCCCCAAGCAGUUCAUCUCAACCAGUUUAGACUUUGGUCUGAACUUUGCCACCAGCCUUUAUACCUCUUCAGUCACAGCUGCUCAACUUUAUACAAUGGGUUUACCAUCACAUCUCACUAUUGUCGGCAAACCAACAACUACCAUUUCACAACCUACCAUAUCAAAUCUCGACGUACAGAUGGCUCAGGACAAGCUCUCUUUCAACUUCGUUGCGGCAGAUGCCCCAAUCUACAAGGUUGAGGUCUAUAUCUUUGACACAUUCAUUGGAAAGGGUCACCUAAUUGGAUCGACCAGCUACAGCACCCCAAUUGACUCUGCCCAGGUGUCCAUAAGUCUGAGGUCCAUCUGCAAUCAGUUCUCAGUCGAGCUUGCUCCACUGGGAGUCUCUUUGGUGAUAACUGACAGUAACAGGGCAACCUACACUUAUCCUUGGUUGCAGCUGCAAUCGAUGUUCCCAACCUUUACUUGGCCAGCAUAUGGAUGCGACACUUCUCCACCCAUUCUCCAGAGUAUCGAGAAGUCUAGCCCGAUUUUCAACACCACCGACGCCGGUGCUACGGCUACAGUCAAGAUACAUGUGACCGACCAAUCUGGCAUUGCAUUCUUCAAGGUCAGCAUCACCCCCUUCACCGACUCUACCAACUACACCUAUACCAUGGAUGCCACCACGCUUGUUGAGGGUAACUCAAGGGAUGGUGUUUAUCAGUUGACCUUCAACAUCCCUAGAUACACGUCGAAAUCCUUUUACUUGUCAAUUCCAAUAAUGAUCGACGUGAAGGGCAACUACAUCACCUACACAGCAGCCGACAUCAUCACUGGAGUCAACAAAGAUGCCUACAUCUAUGCUCAAUCGUCAAUGCCACCCCCUACCUCGCCAUCACUCACAUCGCAGAGCGCAAACUACAAUGUGUAUUUGGGACAGACUUUCAACUUGUCUAUGGUGGUAAGCAACGACGUUACCACUGCCAUUAUGGAUGUCUUUGACGUUGGCUUAGGGGCAUACGUCCGUGUUCAACAGGAUGUCUCCAUCCCAGGCAAUGUACUUAUCCGCUAUACACCGACCACUGCUGGAGAGCACUACUACGUGAUCACCUUGGUUGGAAGUGGGCUCCAGGUCAAGACCUACAACUUCAACAAUGGAAUGUCACCAUUUUACUUUAUCCAAUCCCAGGCACCAGUUCCACAAACUACAACAACAACAUCUACAUCAACUUCCUCCGCAACCUCAACCACCAUCACAACAACUACAUCUACAUCAACUUCAACCUCUUCCUCCGCAACCUCAACCACCAUCACAACAACAACAUCCGGCGAAACUCCAAGUGCCUCAUCACAUCUUUCUCCAGUGUCGAUUGCUCUUAUUCUAUUCAUUUCUGCAAUUUCAGUUCUCUAG